Messenger RNA from Oldenlandia corymbosa var. corymbosa, 3135 nucleotides. NCBI's taxonomy places the organism in Eukaryota, Viridiplantae, Streptophyta, Magnoliopsida, Gentianales, Rubiaceae. The record is from the annotation of a GenBank genome assembly.
AUGAGUGCCGGAGAACUUCUCAAUAUUGAACCUUUGGAGCUCCAAUUUCCUCUUGAGCUGCUGAAGCAGGUCUCUUGUUCGCUCCAAUUGUCGAACAAAACGGAUUAUCAUGUGGCUUUUAAGAUUAAAACUACCAAUCCGAAGAGAUAUAUUGCUCGACCAAAAGCUGCAGUUGUUUUGCCGAGAUCAACAUGUCAAGUAAUAGUUAUAAUGGCACUUAGGGAAGCUCCCACAGACAUGAAGUGCAGGGACAAAUUUAUGGUUCAGAGUGUAGUUGCUAACCCUGGAACAACACCCGAGGAUAUAACUGAAGAAAUGUUCAAUAAAGAGGUUGGCAAGCAAGUGGAAGAGUGCAUGCUGAAAGCUGUUUAUUUUGAUCUUUAUCAAUCACUGUCGACAUUUGCUGAAGGAUCUGGGAUCGUCAAAGAAUCCGAAACAGAAACAGAUACAGUGCCUAAGAGACAGGGAAGGAUGUCUGUUCUAGACGCAGCUUCAAGUUUCCUUGUCGACAACAUCAGGCAAAUACUCAUGUACAAGCCUCAUCUGAUUGCUGAGGUGAGGGAAAACUUUGUGGAACUAAGUCAACAACUGGUGAUCCUCAAGGGCCUGAUGAAGGAUUUCACAAGCUACCAUCACGAUACCAAGUUUCUCAAGCAAAUGACAAACGAGAUUAAGUCAGCACUUGAUGAAGCAGAGGAUGCUAUUGAUACUUACAUACUCCAAGCUGCCGUGGAAAAGUCUAGAGAUUGGGCUUCCAGGGCCUUUCACGAGAUGAGAGAUUACCCCCUGGUGCUCCAGAAUGUGGUUAGACGGAUUGCAGAAAUUGGCAAUAAAGUUAAGAGAAUAAUCAACGAGGAAAACAUAAAGAAUGGCUUUGAGGUACUGCAAUACCAGGACAUUGGCAACCUUAGCCGAUCUGCAAAUCCCACUAAGGCAGCAAGAGUUCCAGAAGAUCAAGUAAUUGGGUUUGAUAGGGCAGCUGAAGAGGUUGGAAAACUUCUGACUGGUGGUCUAGAACGUCUUGAAAUCAUCUCAAUAGUCGGAAUGUCAGGAUUGGGGAAAACAACACUAGCUAAGCAGGUCUAUAAGGAUCAUGAUCUUGAUUACAUAUUUGCAAUUCGAGCCUUUGUCCAUGUUUCAAAUGAAUACAACAAGAGAGAAGUGCUGCUCAAAAUUUUAACUUCAUUUACCAAAAUAAAUGAUCCUGUAGCUAAGAUGAAUGAAGAACAGCUAGAAAGGUAUCUUUAUCAGAACUUGAAGAGAAGAUCAUAUCUUCUUGUAUUGGAUGAUGUUUAUUCCACAAAGGAUUGGGAUAAAUUUAAAAAUGUUUUCCCUAACAACGACUUGCAGUGUAGAGUCCUAAUAACUACCUGCAACACAGAAGUGGCAGAGUAUGCUAAUCCAAGAAAUCCCAACUCGAUUCAUCACUUGGAUUUUCUAAACCUGGAAGAAAGUAGAAAGUUACUCAGGUGGAAGGUUUUCAAUGCAAACUAUUGCCCUAUUAAGAUACAAGAGUAUGAGAUACAAAUUGCUAAAAAAUGCAAUGGUUUGCCAUUGGCUUUGUUGGUUGCUGCUGGUAUUGUUUUAAAUCAUCCUGAUAGAAUUAAUUGGUGGAGGGUGGUGGCUAGUAGUUUACAAGAUCACAAUGCUAGGGAUACAACACAGAUCACCGAGGUGAUACAACUGAUGUACAAGCACCUACCAGAUUACUUGAAGCCUUGUCUUCUUUACCUUGGUAUCUUUCAUUUUGAAAUCCCUGUAUGGAAAUUGGUGCGCUUGUGGAUUUCUGAAGGGCUUAUACUAAAUGACGACAAUUUUAAUUUGGAGAUUAUAGCAGAGCAAUAUUUAGAAGAACUUGUUCAAAGAAACUUAGUGAUGGUUGGACGGAGGAGCUCAAAUCAGAGAAUAAAAACUUAUCUUAUGCAUGAUUCUCUCCGUGCCUUCUGCCAGGCUGAAGGUUCAAAACAGAACUUUUAUCACGAGAUCAAGAAAGAUGAGCUGUUCUUUUCAUUUAGUAACACCAAUCACUAUCGACGCCUUUACAUUGACAAUGUCGAUAUUUUGGGAUAUAUUUCUGGGAACCAUUCAGGUAGUUCUACUUCUAUUCGUUCUUUCUUAAUUUUUGUUGAGCAAGAAUUACUAUUGGACUCAGAACUAGUUCCACUCAUACUAGAAACUUUCAAGCUUCUCAAGGUGUUUGAGAUUGAAUCUCUCACCUUCACCCGUUUUCCAGUUAGCUUGUGCAAUGUUGUUCUAUUGAAAUAUCUAGCUAUAUCCUCCACCAUUUCAAGCCUUCCCUCAACAUUAUCUAGCCUGUGGAAUUUGCAAACUCUGAUAGUAAAUACUACUUCUCUUACCUUGGAGAUUAAAGCUGACUUAUCCAAGAUGUCACAAUUCAGGCAUUUACAUACCAAUACAUCCACCAUUUUGCAAUGCCCUAGCACUCAAACCCAGAACAAGUUUGUCCAAACAAUGUGCAAUGUUUCACCUAAAAGUUGCACUAGAGAACUUUUUUAUUGGACUCCCAAACUGAAGAAAUUGGGCAUCUGCGGUACAUUAAAUGAAAUCUUGGAGGUUAGAGGUGGUGAAUGUAGUUUAUUUGGAAAUAUUUGCAAUUUGGAAAUCCUGGAGAAUUUGAAGUUACUGAAUGAUGAUGAAACAUUCGGGCUGCGAAGUCUUCCUUCAGAAAAAGGUUUUCCAAAACAAUUGAGAAAGCUUACCUUGGUUAAUACUUUGUUGGAAUGGGAGCAGAUGUCCACAUUAGGGAAACUGGUGAACCUUGAAUGCCUCAAGCUUGGAAAAUUUGCAUUUAAAGGAAAGUUGUGGCACACUGAGGUGGGAGGUUUUCGCCAUCUUAAAGAUUUGCAUAUUGGACAUACAAAUUUGGUAGUCUGGCAGGCGGAAGCAGAAAAUUUUCCAAUGCUCAGGAGUCUUGUACUCAACAGAUGUGAUAAGCUUCGGAGUUUCCCAGAUGGCUUGACAGAUAUUCCGAGCCUCCAAUUGGUGGUCCUCCACGGCGCAAAUUCUGAGUUGUCCAACUCUCUCAGGAGAUUUCAUUUGUUGAAGCUUGUACAAGCCAAAAACGCAGACAGAAAAAACAUCUUCAAGCUCACUGUUCAUCCUCUAUUCGAUUGA